GGGUCCGGCGGGCGGUGAGCGCGGGGGGUCGCCGGACGAGAGCCCUGGUGGGAUGAAGGGCUCCGAGAGCCCUGGUGGGAUGAAGGGCUCCGAGAGCCAUCGCGGGUGUGCCCAAAAGCUGCCAGCUGGACUUGGGUCUGAGAACGGAGAAUAACAAUGAGAAGACCCUGUUACCUCCGCCUCUUUCGAUAUAACCGGGAGCUAAGGCUCCUCUUCUGGCUGCUGCUCAAGGGCAGGAUCAAAGCGCGCUGAUGUUUACCUUCUUAAAUCUGUUGCUGUUUUGAAAGUGUUUGUGUUUUCGGUGCAGAGCAUGGAGAAUGAUGAACUUCCGCCAGAGGAUGGGCUGGAUUGGUGUGGGGCUGUACUUGUUAGCAAGUGCUGCAGCUUUUUAUUACGUCUUUGAAAUCAAUGAGACUUACAACAAACUAGCACUGGAGCACAUUCAGCAACACCCCAAGGAACCACAGGAAGGAACCACAUGGACACACUCCUUAAAAGUACGACUGCUAUCCUUGCCGUUUUGGCUGUGGACGAUAAUAUUUUUAAUACCAUACUUACAGAUGUUCUUGUUCCUCUAUUCCUGUACAAGAGCUGACCCCAAAACUGUUGGGUAUUGCAUCAUUCCUAUCUGCUUGGCUGUUAUUUGCAAUCGUCACCAAACAUUUGUGAAGGCCUCUAAUCAGAUCAGUAGAUUACAACUAAUUGACACUUAGCUCAACUUCUAGUUUCUGUUGCUGAUUUGAAGCAAUUGCAUAUCAUUGAUCUAAUCACAAGACUGAAGUUCUGAGUGAAGGCCGGAAAGAGCCUUUUCUGUCAAACUGAUAAGCAAUGAAGAGAGAGACUGUUUUCUAUUUAAAACAAACGAGUAACUACAAAGGUUUUUAAUUAUGGAUUAUUGAGUGGCCAGAGUGGAAGAGACCUGUGUGACAUGUGAUGGAAGUAUUCAUCAUUUUGCCUUAAAGAUGCAAAAUUGCAACUCUCCAUCUGAAAGGUCCUGUGGGGAAACAAGUUUCUGGUCCACAACUUUACUCCUCUGUGCAAAAAAGUGAUUUCCUAUGUUUUCCCUUGGAGUGAAAUCAAUGAAAAGAUACUUCUUUUGUGGUAAAUGUAAAAGGAAAAAAAAAGAUUAAGAAUGUGAUUAUAAAAGCUGCACUUAACACAAUUCUUUGCUUUUUCUUUUUUUUUUUUUUAUUAUCUACAUCAGUGCUGUUUUUAAUGAAUUUUUAAAAACAAGUUUCAAUACAAAAACAGGAAGCAAAGAAUAAAGUUUGUGCAAACCAUUAAAGGGAAAAAGUACAUUUUUUUCUGUGGUAGCCUACUUGUUUUCAGUCACAACAGUCCCACACUAGUAGGCAGGCAGUGAGGAGUGCCACAGGCCUGGAGCUUGAUGUUUUAAACUGCUCCUAUGACAUCAAAAGCAGCCUAUGCUGGCAUUAGUCUGUAGUCUGCACAAAAGUUUUUGUGUUUCCUUCUCCUAUCAUCUUGCUUGAUAAAAUUAUAAGUUACUGAAAUUUAUGACCAUUCUAAUUUCACUCCAGACAUCACGCAAAACCGUGUUCCAAGAGAACGGAUAUAUUAGGAAAAGCUUUGAAUUUGGGAAAGUUAACUGGUUGGGGGAUGCAACUAACAGGUUGUAAGACAGAUAAUCAUGUUUCUUCCAGAAAUUCAAAGAAGUAAGGUACCUUCUUAUCAUUCUUGUAAUGAGUGCAAAUUUCUUCAGUCAUACUGAAAUUCCGUGGAGAUUUUUUUGCCAUAGUUUCAACCUCUAUUUUUCAGUGCUAUUUUGGAAUAGCAUAUUUUGAAUAAGACUGAAUCUAUUCUUUCUCUGUCCAUUUUUGUUUCUUCUGAGAACUAAAUUUUUGUCCCAGGCAUGAUGGAAAUAACAAAUAUGGAAACAGUGCAAAAUACACUUCUCAGAAGUAGGCUCAAAAGAAUUAUGAGCUAAUCUCCUUGACUGUAACUUCAACUGUAUGUGAUUAUCCAUACCUAAUCAUCACAAAUGCUAAUCCAUUUCUGACUGCUUUAAGGGAAUCCUGGAGAGUGCCGUCUUUCUCUUGCUUUGGAAAGAGAACACUAUUUUCACUGUUGCUGUGUUUAAGCCUUGAAGUUCCAACACCUGAAACUUUCUGUUUGCACUUGGAGAUACUUUGAGACACUGGUUUCAAUUGUCAGCAUUGGUGCUAGGACCUGAAAACAAUGUAGCCUUUGUAAGAAGGGUUUAAGUUCUAAGUGCAAUAUGAAAAUGAGGAAGCUGCCAUCUUGGUGUGCUGGAGUAAAUUAUAAACUCUGACGAGUAGUUAGUGUCUUGGGGAGUCAGAGCUUUUAAGUUGUGUUGUUUCUCAACUUUGAAAAUCACCAUGCUAUUUAUCUAUAAAAUAAAAACUUUUCAAUGUUUAUAAA
Taeniopygia guttata (zebra finch) is the source of this 2400-nucleotide messenger RNA. It is a transcript of the gene LYSET, whose product is annotated as lysosomal enzyme trafficking factor. The record is from RefSeq and is a predicted model, not a curated record. Lineage: Eukaryota; Metazoa; Chordata; Aves; Passeriformes; Estrildidae.